Molecule: messenger RNA, 4320 nt
Organism: Condylostylus longicornis
Lineage: Eukaryota; Metazoa; Arthropoda; Insecta; Diptera; Dolichopodidae
Gene: RapGAP1
Product: rap1 GTPase-activating protein 1
Exons: 6
Coding region: 1255-3996 (913 amino acids)
Biological process (GO): activation of GTPase activity; regulation of small GTPase mediated signal transduction
Cellular component (GO): cytoplasm
Molecular function (GO): GTPase activator activity
Source: RefSeq, a predicted model, not a curated record
UAUUAUUUAAAUAAAUACAGCAGUUAAAAUAAAGUUGUGUUAUAUAAAUUUUUUUAUAUAAAUAAACGCCCACAAAAAGUCCAUAUUGUUGGGCUACCAACAUCUAAAAAAAUAUAUCAAGAGUAUUUGUGUUUUUUUACGAUUUAAAAACAAAAAGAGGCGUUUAAAGUGUGAAUUUUAAAUAUAAAUAUGGGAACAGUUGUACAAGUAUGUUUAAAAUCAUAGAAUAUCAAAUAAUAAUUUAUUGUCUUUAAAAUAAAAAAAAAAUUAAAUUAAAUUAAAUUAAAUCAAAAGUUACACAAAGUGACAAAAAAAAGUUGUUUUGUUAAAUGAAAUCUGAUCAUUUUUUUUUUUGGCAAUGCUUUUUCAAAAAUAAAGAGGUGUUAACCUGAUAAUCGGGAAUAAAUUUUUUAUAUAAGCACAUAUACCGUAUAUUUUUUUUAAUUUUUACAUAUCGGAAACACAUGUGUACUCGCCAUUGUUCUGGAUUAAAUAACUAUUAAAUAUUUAGAAAAAUUCGGCCCAAUUUGGAUUAUUAGAAAGCACAUAUUUUGUUUUAUAAGCAGGUUGACAAAAACAACUUUAAUGUUAAAGAAUAAAAGAUUUUUAGAUUGCAAUACUGUUUUCAAGUUUUAUUAUCACUGAAUUGUUCAUAAUGAUGAUUGAAACAUAAAAAAGGAAAGUGCACAUAUGUAUGAAUUUGCCUCCCUGUUUCCCUUAUUCGCAUAUAGAAUUAAAAAUUUUUAAGAAAGAAUUUCCAAUAAAAAUAAACUUAAACAUAACGCAAAAUAAUAAAAUAAAAAAAAAAUCAUGAAAUUUCUAAUAAGAAGUGAAAAAAGAAAAUUUAAUUUUGAUCAAAAAAUCUUUUUUAAUAUUAAUGCAAAAAAAUUAAAAAGGGAAAUUCAAGAAAACGAAAUAAAGAGCACAAAAGAAAGACGCGCAAAUUUCAAAUACAUAACGAAUCUUUAAAAGAUAAAAGGAGUUUUCCGAUUUAUUAAUCAUCUCGAUUUCGUUAAUAUUUUUUUCUUUUUCUAUAGUUUUUUUCCGUUUAAUUUAGACCUAGGAAUAAAUUGACCUAGUAGUAAAAUUAAAAAGAGUUUUUAAAAUUUUAAUAUUUUUUUUAACUUUAGUUGUCAAUUUAUUAAAAUAAGAUAAUUUUUUUUCUGAUUAAAAAAACGUAUUGAUUAAAGAAAUUUAAUUCAAAAAAAUAAAAAAAUAGAAAAAAAAAAACGGAGAUUAAAAGUAUUUGCAAUAAUGUUGAAAAUUCAAAUGUUAGAACAAAUUGUCACAAGUGACUCUGUUGACAAUGAUGAAAAAGAGAAUAAAGCACAACAACUUCAACAGAUUCCUCAACAACAUCAACAUCAUCAGCACCAUCACCAUCAUCAACAGUCACAACAGCAACAUCAGCAGCAGCAACAACAACAACAAUCACAACAUCAUCAGCAAAAUAAAGACCAAAGGCAACCUUUGAGUGGUACAAAUUUUAAAUCAGCUAGUCAAGGAUCGUCGCCACAAAUAGGGCGACAGCAUGCAUCUUCAUGGACUUCAACGACACCCUCACAUCAUAAUCAUCAAUCAUCAAUGAAAAGUGGUGGUAGUUUAGGUGGUAGUACUGUAAAUAGUCCCGAAAGAUUACGUGGUGCAACACAUGAUUUAUUUGAAUUAUUAGAAAGAGUGCAAUGUUCUAGAUUAGAUGACCAAAGAUGUGUCCUUCCUGCAUAUUUCUCACAGACGAGCAGGGAUGAUCGCAUACCCAGUAGUCCAAAUUCACCACAUGAUGUGCAUUUACGUAAUGGUCGACCAAUUUUAAGGCAUUCAUUAUCAACACAAUCAAAUUCAACACCUGCAUCACCGCAAUUAAGUCAUUUAUCGAACGGUCAUCAUUAUCAAUCUCAAUCAUCUGUAUCAUCACAAUCUUCAGUAAUUUCAACAAUACCGACAUCACAGAAACUUUUAGAAGAUGCUUUAUCAAAAUCAGGACCAUAUCAAAUGAUUAUAUUACCAACAACUGGUGGUUAUUGGGUCGAUGGAACGGAUCAUGAAUGUUCAUUUGAUUCUCGUGGAAAUGCAGUAUUACCGACUACAGCAUGGCGGGGUAAAUUUGAAACAGAUGAUACAGCCAAAUGUUACAGACGUUUUUUUCUUGGUCGAGAACAUUCAAAUUUAGUAGGGCACGAUGAUCAGUUGGGUCCAGUUUUAUUAUCAAUAAAAAAUGAAAAUGUUGCUAAUCAAGAACAUAUUCGUAUUUUACUACGAUUACGGACUGGAACAAUGCAUGAAAUAAUACCAGCUUCAUGUUUGUCACCAAAUCCCAGUCCCAUUAAAAUGGCACGACUUCUUAAUGAUCAAUUAAAUGUUGAUAGCUUUAUGCCAGUAUUGUGUCCAAAAGCUUCACAAUUAAUUGCUAGCUACGAUGAACAUGUAUUGGUUUCAAAUUUUAAAUUUGGGGUUUUAUACCAAAGAUUCGGACAGACAACGGAAGAAGAAUUAUUUUCAAAUAAUACAGCAUCACCAGCAUUUGAAGAAUUUUUAGAUUGUUUAGGCCAAAGAAUUAAAUUAAAAGAGCAUAAAGGUUAUCGUGGUGGUUUAGAUAUACAAAACGGUCAUACAGGAGAUACAGCUAUUUAUGAGAUAUUCAAAGAACGGGAAAUAAUGUUUCAUGUUUCAACUAUGUUACCAUAUACCGAAGGUGAUCCACAACAAUUGCAACGUAAAAGGCAUAUUGGAAAUGAUAUUGUGGCUAUAGUUUUUCAAGAGUCGAAUACACCAUUCUCACCGGAUAUGAUUGCAAGUCAUUUUUUGCAUGCAUUCAUCGUAGUACAACCACUCGAACCAAAUACACCGAAUACGAGGUACAAAAUUAGUGUUACGGCACGGGAUGGUGUGCCUUUUUUUGGUCCAACUUUACCAAAUCCUUCUGUAUUUAAAAAAGGACAAGAUUUUAAGGAGUUCAUUUUAACUAAAUUGAUAAAUGCAGAAAAUGCUUGUUAUAAGGCUGAAAAAUUUGCGAAACUUGAAUUAAGGACAAGAACUUCUCUAUUACAAAAUUUAGUUGAAGAAUUGAAAGAGACCACAAGAGAUUUUUUGGGAGCUGAUCUAACAAUGUGCCACAGUAGUGGAGCUAAUGGUGAAGCUGCAAGCCCAACUCCUGAAACUCCAAAGGCUGAAAACACGAACGCAGGAACAAGAUUUAUUGAUACUGUUAAAAAAGCAUUAAUAUCAAGAGUUCGAUCCCAAAGUGUAGAUCAAAGUAAUCCAGUUAAUGGAACAGGUUCAGUGGAAAAAUUGAAUGUUUCAUCAAGUAAAAAGAAAGAAAACAGUUUAUCAGAAACUCCAAAUUUAAAUGCAUUGGGGCGUAGCAAUUCUAAAAAUUCAUCUAAAAAAUCACUAAAUGAAUCAGCAUCAUCAUCACCUGACAUCACAUCUAGAGGACCGAUUAGCACCAGUAAUAACAAUAAUAAUAUAAAUAAUAAUAAUAACAACAACAAUAACAAUGUUGUGACAAAUUCCAAAGAAUCACACAAUAUGAAUAAUAAUGGAGUUACAGCUACAAUGUCAGAAACAAGUGAUAAUUCUAGCUUGAAUAGUGUUGAUUUAGAACCAAUCGAUCAUGUUGAUGCCGGAGCUGCGUAUAUAGAUAGUGAUACUGGUUUAGAAUCAAUGUCAUCAGCCGAGGCAACAACAAAAGCAUGUUCAUUAUGUUUAGAUGGUAAUGGCCCUUCUGGAGCACAAAGUGUACUGGGCAGCUCACCAAAUGAUGUAGCAACACAAGUUGAUAGUUUAAGACAAGAAGUUACACGCUUAAAAUGCGAUAAAUUAGAUUUAUUAAGACAAAAUGUGACCUGCCAACGGGAUAUCAAACGGUUACGAGAAAGAGAAUUAUCAUUACAGGGUGACUUAGCAGCUGCUGGUAAAGAAAUUUUAAGAUUAAGAGACCUUCUUAAAGAAUAUAUGCCUGAAUCAGAAGUAACGGGACCGAUUUCACCAAUAUAAAUUAAAAAAAUUAUUUAGUUAAGAGAGGUAAAUUUUGUAUUAGAAGAAAAGUGGAAGUUUAAUAAUUAAAUUUAUUCAAAAACAAAAUUUCUAUAUUUUUAUGUUAAAGCGAAAGCAAAAAAAAUUUCAUACAAACAAAAAAAGAAGAAUUUUGUUAUUAAUAGAAUAUUAAAAAUUUCUGAAUCUGCAGCCUAAAAUUAUCUUAUACUUAAAAGUUAAGUAUGUACACAUAUUUAUUAUGUAUAUACAGAAUGUAUAUCAAUAAUACAUUUACAAUAAGAAUUAAAAAUAUAACAGAAAUGUCAUACUAAAAACAAACAACUU